Protopolystoma xenopodis is the source of this 501-nucleotide messenger RNA. Lineage: Eukaryota; Metazoa; Platyhelminthes; Monogenea; Polystomatidea; Polystomatidae. The record is from the annotation of a GenBank genome assembly.
UCUAAUGUCCUGCAUUCUCAUAGCGGUGGGAAUGGUGUCAUCAGUGACAAUAGCACUUGUGUGGUGUCAGCUUCCCCCGUGUUAACUGGCCCGACUUUUGGUCGAUCAGCUGUCGGCCACGAGCGGCGGUGCUAUCCAACUGAUCGCGAAGCUUUUGCUGAUGAAGCUGGUGAGAAGGAGGUCGUCGCCGAAAUGAUUGGUGUCGUCAAUGGCGGUUCUAACGGUGAUCAGGACGGCCUCCUGUCAGAAUUCAGCCUUGAAGGGUUCACAGUGACACAUUCUGACGUAAACCCCAGUCGGCCGUCAUCUUCCUUGUCCUCUUUAUCUUCUUCAUAUUAUCCCAACAUUGGAAUCGCCCUAACUACUGCAAGUACUCGUAGCCUGACAACUGAACUAGGAAUAGACGAACGUCUGAGUAUUUCAGGCCAAACUUCGUCGUUGACCAGGUAUUUCUCACUUGCAAUUCACCUAAACAGUACUGUCUUAUUAACUCACUCUUGA